AGCAACCGCCUGAAGCGACUAUCGCUAGUGGCGAGACCGACUUCCCUCGACCUGGACCGGGAGCCAGGCUCGGCGAGGAGCGCGAGGUCGCCGGCGCCCUCGACGCCUGAUGGGGGGUUGAGGAGGCCUAGGAGCGCUAUCAUUGGGCGGUCGAAUAUCGCAUACUCGCCUGCUGUGUCGCGCAGUAUCUCGAGGGUCGGCACAUCGCAGAGCGAGAUAGGAGGGAGAGAUAGCUGGGAGGGCCGAGGGGGGAAUGUCGGGCGGGGUAGCGAAGAGAGUGGGCAUAGAGGUUUUGAAGAGGGUGAUACGGUGGACGAUCCGCAGACCUUCAUGGACAGACAUGCCGACCUCCUCCGUCAAAUAGCAGAAAAAGAGCGCAAGGUCAACGAGCUCAAGCAAGAUCUGCAUCAACAAGAAACAUCCCUCCACCAACUCAAAUCCCGCUGGAUCACCCUCGUAUCCCGCGCCGCCCGGUCCCCCUCUUCCGAGCAGACCCCCGAACUCACAUCCACCUCAAACUCCCUCUCUUCAUCCUCCACAUCCUCCUCCCUCUUCCCCAUCGAGGAAUCCGCCCUCACCACUCACACCCGCACGUCAGAGCAGAGUGUAGGCAUAGAGAAGGCGUUGUCGGGGAUGAUCAAUCAGGAGGCGGAAGAGUACCUGAGUCCGGAGGUGUUGGAGGGGGGAAAGAAGUUUUUGGGAAACUUGUGGAGGACGGUGGGGGCUGCUGCGAAUGGGAAGACGCCUGAGGGAGAGGAGGAUAUGAGACUGGGGGAGUCUACGCGUGAGGAGGGGGGAGAGGUGGAGAAGAAGAGGAAAGAGGGGGGGUGGGCGCCGUUUGGGUCGAGCUUUGAUUUGUGA
Cryptococcus amylolentus CBS 6039 is the source of this 861-nucleotide messenger RNA. RefSeq lists its product as hypothetical. The annotation marks the transcript as partial. The transcript is spliced from 3 exons. The record is from RefSeq and is a predicted model, not a curated record. NCBI's taxonomy places the organism in Eukaryota, Fungi, Basidiomycota, Tremellomycetes, Tremellales, Cryptococcaceae.